Molecule: messenger RNA, 897 nt
Organism: Postia placenta MAD-698-R-SB12
Lineage: Eukaryota; Fungi; Basidiomycota; Agaricomycetes; Polyporales; Adustoporiaceae
Exons: 6
Coding region: 1-897 (298 amino acids)
Source: RefSeq, a predicted model, not a curated record
AUGGAGCCCCACGACAUUGCUGCGGCCUGGUUGCAUGGCUUUGCUCUAGCAGCAUUCCGGGGUGAUGUCGCUGCGACUGUCGACACUAUUCUCCCCGAUGGUUUCCUGCGCGACUGGCUAGUGUUCACUUGGGAUAUUCGCUCCCUGGAAGGCCAUGCCAGUAUCUCGGCAUAUCUGGUGCCCACGCUGGUCUCGACGCACCUAUAUAACUUCAAGCUAGACGACAGAGCAGGAGCGGCGCCCGAGACUGUUCUUGACGUCGGCGUCGGUGCAGGAUUCACGUUUGAAAUGCCGCACCGUCGUGGACGUGGAUACGUGCGGUUAUUUCCAAGUACAUGCGACAUUACAAAAGAGUGGAAGGCCAUGUCUUUGUUUUUGAUGGUCGAAGACAUCAAGGGUCAUGAGGAGCUUGGGCCCGAGCUCGGAGUCUAUGGCGGGCAUACGCUCUCUUGGGCUGAGCCAGUCGGCGCUGGCCAAAACGGCCUGAACAUUGCCGCGCGCUUCAAGCAGUGGAGUAUUCCGACGCUGGUUGUGGAGAAGAAUCACCGUGUCGGAGACAACUGGCUCCUAUAUCAACCCUUCCCUGAGAAUUGGCCCACAUUCUCACCCCGAGACAAGCUCGCGGAUUGGAUGGACCAAUAUGCUGUUUCACAGGAUUUGGUGGUGUGGACAGACUCUGAGAUCAAGCCGACGGGUUACGGGGAUCUGCGCGACCGUCUGAGGCCAAUCUUCGGCAUUGAUGUCAUAGAACAAGCAGGGCUGGUCUGGGGAAUGGACGAGGAAGGAGAGACGCGGGGAAGCUACCGCCCGACUGGACACCCAGGACUGUGGUACGGGGCCGAUCAAGGCUCGACAAAUCGGGGUUCUUUCGACUUGAAGUUCGCAGCGCCGAGAUAG